Molecule: messenger RNA, 5750 nt
Organism: Cygnus atratus (black swan)
Lineage: Eukaryota; Metazoa; Chordata; Aves; Anseriformes; Anatidae
Exons: 5
Coding region: 98-3583 (1161 amino acids)
Biological process (GO): protein ubiquitination; Notch signaling pathway
Source: RefSeq, a predicted model, not a curated record
GACCGGUCCCAUCCCCGCGGGGUAGGCCGCUGCUGGGGCCGCGGCUCCCGGGAACCGCUCACGGCCCGGCCGUGCCCGGUGCCGUCUCGCCGCAGGCAUGCCAGGCCACACGGUGCAGGUGCGGGGCAUCCCCACCGACCUGCCCCCCGACAGGGUGGCCGACAAGCUCACCAUCCACUUCCUGCGCUCCCGCAACGGCGGCGGGGAGAUCGCCGACGUCCAGGUGCUGCCGGGAGCGCAGGCGUGUGCCCUCAUCACCUUCGAGGCGCUGGCAGUGGCCCAGAGGAUCCUGAAGGCGAAGAAUCACGUCCUGUCGAUCGGGGGCAAGAAAUAUCCCCUGGAAGUGACGGCGCACGUGGUGGAGCUGAGCCCCGACGAGAUCUUUGUAUGCGCUUGCAUGGUGGUUGACUACGGCAAGCUCCCUGCUGGCAAAACCCUCCUGAAGAACUUGCAGAAAGGCCACAGCAGCGUGCAGCUCGACUUUGACUACAAGACCACGCAUUGCAGAGUCAAGGGACCAUUCACUGAGGUUCAGGCCUUCAGCAGCGACCUAAUGGGCAGCCUGAACCUCAAGAGCCAAGCAGCUGGAGCGACCCUGCCUCCAGGAUCCAGCCGUGUGGCCAAAGACACCAGAAUGCACGAUCACCAGCAAGUGCCUCCCUCCACUGAGUCAGCACUGAAGACAACAAAGCUGUCACGCUGGGACCACGUGAGCGAAGAGGCAGCUGGAGGCCCGUCACCUCGAGGGCCAGUGGAUGGGGAAGCUGUGGAACAGCUGGAAGACUUUUCCCUCGCGAUGGACUCGGACAUUUAUUUGUACAUGCAGAAGUUCUGUGCUGCCCAGUACCAAGGUAUGCUGCGGCAGUGUUGUGUGGAUGUGGUGGACAUUAGCAGCGAUGAUAUCACCAUACUGUACCUCCAGCCAUCCCCGGGGAUGUCUGGGGGCGUGGAAGCCUUGCGACAGGCCCGCCUGGCCCUGCAGCAGCUCUACCAGCAACUGGAAGUGAGCCUGCGUAAGGAGAAGAUCUCAAAGCGGGGACUGGAUAUGGACAGCCAGGCACUUGGGGCUCUGACACGAGAGCUGCAGGAGCUGUACCCGCAGUUGCUCUGCCACGAGGAUGGGAAGCAGCUUUACCUUAUUGGAAACCUUGUCGAUGUCUCGCAGGCCAAGCAGUACAUCCAGCAUUUCAGCACCAGAAGCACCCCACAGAUGGUUGUCAUGCUCAGCAGCUCCCAGCUCUCCCGGCCAGCAAUCUCCCGUGCCACAGAGGCUGCAGUGCACAAGCCCAAAGCUCCUGUGGACACCUCGUCUCCAAAACUGAGCCCAGGCAGGCCGGAAGGGAAAGCUGAGCACAAGCUAGCUGCCAACUUCAGCGCUCUGAAAACUGGCAAGUCACAGGCUGGCCAGGGCCUCUUGCCGAACCGGGACUCUCCUCCAGUGGGGCAGGUGCAGCUUUCUGAGAAGAACUCAUCAGAGACACAUGCUCUGGGUCCCAGUGACCCCAAAGCACCAACCCAGCAGUACCAGCCUCGUGUCUCUGCACCGGCUGAGGUUUUGGGGUCAGCAGCAGAGUCUCAGCAGAAUGACCCCAAAGAACAGGACCCUGUGAAAGGAGGUGCCAGGCUUGCAAGACACAAGAGUCUGUCUGCCUUUGUGGGCAAAGAAAACAGUGCUUUGCAGCACGCCGGGGACUCCAAAGGCUCAGAUCCCACCAAGCACUAUUCCCUUGCUGACACCUCUAGUACCUUUCGGUCUCUGAGCCUCUUUGACACGACAAGGAACUCUUCUGCUUUUGACUCCAAACCCUCUGAAUCCAGACCUGUGCUGCGACGCUCCAACAGCUUCUCGCUGCCAAAGUCAAAGGAAAGCAACAAGCCCCAAGACACUGUCAGGGCAGGCAGUGGAGGCAAUAGGGUGAGUGAAGAAAUGAGCCUGGACUCUCUGCAGUGGUCUUACCUGAAGGACAUUUACCGCUCUGCCAUCGAGGAAUUGUGCAGGAGUGCAGGUGUGCAGAUCUCAGAACGCUCCACAGGGGACUGCACGGUGCUGACGUUGCAGGCAGAGGACAGGACCAAGCUUCUCCAGGUGAAAUGGAAGGUGGAAACUCUUGUGCAGAGGUGUCCUGACCUUGUGUGUCAGAGCAUGAGCUACUCAGAGCUUGCUGUCGAAGGGCCGGAUGACGAUGCCCUGAGUGAGCUGUGCAGCCUCUUGCGAGGAAGUUCCCUGCAGGUUGGGCUCAACAAAGACAAGUACAAGCUCUGUCUCGCCUGCCCCAAGGAGAUGCUGCCAGGAGUGACUGAGGCCUUCCAGGUGUUUUCUUCCAGGAGGCUCCGUGCUCUGAAGUCUUCAUCCUUGUCUCCGGGAGCAGAGAGAGCUUCGAGCCCGGGGCACCAAAGUGCUGUCCAGCCGAGCAGAAGCCAGGACACCGUGCUGGGGGCAGCCCUUCCCGACAGCCUGGAGUCCCUGCAGAUGGGCCUGCAGCACCUGGACAUUAGAGAUAAAGCAGAGCACUCGGAGGUGGUCAGGGCUUUCAAGCUGCCAGAGGCUGAGGAAAAGAGGUCCCUGAGUCCUUGGAGGUUCCCGCAAGCAGUGGGACAGGAGGAGGCCAAUGACCACAUUGAUCCUGGGGCUGUGCAAGGAGGAAGCGGCCUUCUCAGCCCUCCCGUAGCGGACAACCCAAGUCCUGGUGCUCCGAGGGAGCCCCAGGAGCAGCCGAAGGCCAAACUGUCGCCGGGGGAACCUGACAUUGCGCGGCUAAAGCAGGUCUUGCCAGACAAAUUCCAGUUUGCGAGAGACAGGAGCAGAGGAGGUCCCAGUGACGCCGGGGGACAGCUGCGGUCACCAGUUCCCCCAGCUGAAGGUGCACCUCGCUCCCUGCCCACCUGGCUCUAUGGGGCUGCAGCUCCUGAACCACCCCAGGCUGCGGCCGAACAGUCACCCGCAGCGGAGUCAAGGGGCCAGGAAAGGAGCAGUUCGAGCAGGAACAGCACACAGGAGGAGCCUGAGCCAUCAACACCGCAGAAAAGAGGCCCCAGCCCUGGCCAGGAAAGCAGCAAGACCCCCCUGGGCUGGUGCGAUGCUUGCCAGGACUCACGUGUGACCUGCCAGGCCCCCUGUGGUCACACCUUGUGCAGGACGUGUUUUGCAGCAGAGCAGCCAGCUUGCUGUGGCUCCUCCUCGGUUCCCCCGAGCUGCAAGGUCCCAGGGACAUUCAAGAUCUCCUCCUUGUCUCAGAGCUUGCCUGGCUACUACCGGGACCUGACGCUCCAGCUUACCUACACCAUCCCCGACGGCGUGCAAGGGGUUGGUCACCCCCAUCCAGGACAGCCUUACAAAGGGGGAUGUUUCUUCGCCUUCCUUCCUGACAACAGGGAAGGGCAGAAGACAGCAGUGCUGCUGAAGAGAGCAUUUGAGCAAGGGCUGACAUUCCAGAUAAAGUCCUACAACGGAGAAGACAGAGUGACAUGGGGCCUUAUCCCUCACAAAACCUCCUGGCAUGGAGGCAAAGCCAGGAACGGCUAUCCAGAUGCCCAGUAUCUCCACAAGGUUUGCACAAUUUUGAAGAAAUUGGGCAUCGACUGAGACUCCCCGCCUGAGCGGCUGCAUCCCAUGCCUUCGCUUCACCUUCCGUCCCAGCUGACAAAAACUGCAGCUCAACACGGCUCAGGAAAAAGCAGGUGCUCGUCCAAGGAGCUCAUUGCAUCCCCGGAGGUAGCCAGAAACCUGCACGUUAGUGACAGCAGCCCUUCCAUCCCCCAGAGCCUGAGCUUCCCCAAAACUCCAGCUCCUGCUGGCUGCUUAUCUGCACCAGCCAGUUAACUACCAGCUUGUUCCAACACCAGAUCCAGGCUGAGCCCCAGCACAGCUUUUGACAGGGUGCCAAAAAAACAAGCCCAGGCAGGAGCCUGCUUGUAGUCCAGCCCCACCUUCUGUAGGUCUGUUCCCCCUCUUGCCACUGCAGGCAGGCUCCAGGUCAGCCACCUCCUGAGCCUGAGCCAGAGCUGCGCUAUCGUUAAUUUCGGAUGUUAAUGUAGACAUUUCAGCCCUCGAGCAGACAGCUCUGAGCUACAGCCCCUCCCCAGCACCUGCUCUGGGGACAGCAGGAAGCCUUAUGCUCUCUUGGAGGGGGUACUAACGGGUUUCAGCUCCUUGGACAGCUGCUUCCCCUGAGAAUAUACAGGCAUGGACAGCCUCCAGGUGGAAAAACACAAAUAAACAAGAUUUAUUCCCACAUUUUCAGUAGUGGUUGUUCACACCUUGUCUUACUGUCACCCUGAGAGCCCAUUUUAAUCUCAGCUGGUUCCAGAGACACCCCAACACAGACUAAACUGCAGAGAUCAGCUAGGGACUUUGCAAAGACAAACACCAUAGCUGCCCUCCAGAACAGGGUGUUACAGGAGUGAUGCAACACUCGAGGCCAUGAUUAACAGUUGUCCUUGAGAGCAGAGGCAGCCUCUCACCCUGGAAGAGCUGUUGGGAUCUGUACACUGAAUGCACCCACCCACUCAGUGCACGCAGGAGUAAUGCGAGGGCCCCAGAGGCUGAGCUGAGGACAGAGGGAUCGUUCUGGCAGAAGACUGAGCAGCAUGCCACUGAGAGUUUUGUUAUGCUUUUAAUUAACAUUUGAAACACAUAAGGCAUAUGGUAACAUUAGACAGAGGAGCAUUACACAUUAUAGUCAUGUAAACAGCAUUGGCACACUUGCUUUCUGUCCAACUUGGUUACACGCACAAAGCGGAAUAUAUUUUUUUAAACAAAGAUUUUUUCCAAGUGUCUGUAGGGUGAGCAUCACUCAUAUCACAUAUCUGCAAGUCAACACAACUCAGACAGUACAGACCAGACCAUAUGUUGUAAGAGGCUCAGAGUCUAAUGCGUUUCACAUCACGCUCAUGUACUACUUGCCAGCCACGCUUUGCCAUCACCAGGGCUUCACACACCAGAGACUUCAUUAGGCAACAGUGGUUUUACACCUAUGAUAGCAGCUGAGAGUGGCCAGCAUCCUGCACUGAUUAAAGCCUGAGGCUCACAGUGCCUCUUUCUUGCCGCUAGUCACUCACUUUUAGUUUAAUACAGGUGGCCAAAAUGAAAUAUACCGCUAAGCUCCUCACCCCCCCUCCUAAAGUACUUAGCAGGGGGUCACGCUCCUCCGUGCAAGCUGAGGCUGCUUUCCUUCUUCUACCCUUCACAUGCAACACGAGCUUGAGAGAAACCGAAAGUCAGAAAUGUGACAGAAGCUGCCUGGUGAUAGCAAAGGACUUGCAUUUUUUCCCCCAAGACCAAAAGUAUCAGUCUGGGAAGGCGACUACAGCAAGGACAUUGGAGUGGCACGUGGACAGACAUCCCUGCCAGGGCCAGGGGAGCCUGUCCUACACUUAAGUCCUCAUUACUCACAUUUUUUUGCCUGGACUCCUCUCCUCAUGGCACUACCUUUGGGUCAGACGAGCAGUAAAUAAACACUGAAUUGCACUUCUGAUUGCAGGAACGAACGGCACACACAAUCUAAGCACAGUAAACUCCAAUUUCCUUGAUAGUAUGACUUUUUUUUUUUUUUUUGCCCUAAACAGUUAAGCAACAUUCAGUGGAACGAUUUUUCAGCCUGGGUUUUUGUUUGUUUUGUUUUGCUUUGGUCCUUAGUAUACAAACCUGCUGGUUAACUUUAAUGCAUUAAGACACUUGAAGUUGUUUUACACAGGUUAUUGGCCCAUAAAAUGCUUAUCCAUUUAAAAAAAAAAAAAAAGGUAAAAAUAAA